UUCAGAUUUAGAUUUAGUGAAAAAUUUCACGCCGUCUGACAGUAUAAUAGCUCCGUACCUCUCCAAGACUUUUCCAUUAGACACCCGCUGCUGCCAACCUAGCCUCUGCGCCCCCAAGUCGUUUCCCCGCGCCAGGCUUCGCAAUCCAACGCCGAGGAUAUGGACUUCGGAACGCCUCCGCCCAUGUGGCAGGAGCCACCGGUGUUCUGUCUCCCAGGUGUUCCUUCCCCACAGACUUCUUGGUCUCUGAAAGCCCACGCGGUCCUGAUCCACGGCAUUGAUGGAACCACGUACCCAGACUUGGGACACUCCGUUUUACUGCCGGCGUUCGUGGGCGAGUCCGAGACACUGCGUUUUAGUUACUCGCCCUCUGAGGUAGCGGGCGCAUCUGCAACGGAAGAGACGAUCUCGCUCGUUGCCACUAAUCUUCUCGAGCUUCUCAGAACCCGAGUUGCCCCAGCCACCACCUUGGCGGGAAAGGACGUAGAUGACUCCUCCCUUUCCAUUAUGUUUUUUGCCUACGACCUCGGCGGCACAAUCGUCAAGGAGGCCUUGACGAGGGCGUCUCUCGACGAGCAAUAUCGGCCAGUCCUCGAAGCGAGCAGUUUAGUUGUGUGUCUUUUACGGAACGCCCCACUCAUCUUGGGCUGGCAACACCCUUCGCAUCCUCCAUUACUGUUUCAGAGGACUGCUUCAGGAGUGGGUUCCUGACUUCUUCGAGCGCAUGACGGCCUACCAGAAGCGGUUAAGCGAUACAUUUGGGAACCUGGCAGCCGCCGCUAGGUUCCGGGUGUUAAACGUUUGCCAGAAGCAGACGGGAUCACCACUUUGUGCUCUGAUCACCC
Messenger RNA from Ilyonectria robusta, 845 nucleotides. RefSeq lists its product as uncharacterized. Bases 160 to 711 code for a protein of 183 amino acids. The transcript is spliced from 5 exons. The record is from RefSeq and is a predicted model, not a curated record. NCBI's taxonomy places the organism in Eukaryota, Fungi, Ascomycota, Sordariomycetes, Hypocreales, Nectriaceae.